AUGCUCAUUGAAGUGCCCCCUUUUUGUGCGUCACAUGUUCUCGCUCCUGCCUUGAACAAGCUGAAAGUGGAGCCAUGGUACGUCCUUCCUGCUACGCGAGCCACAUUAAAUUUGCAGGCAUGCUUAGAGGGCGGUCAGGCCUUUAACUGGGUUAAGGUUGCAGAUGAGCACUGGGGAUCUGUCAUAGACCGUUCUAUUAUUUUGCUUUCCUAUAGCUCCUGUGAUAGGGUGAUUUUUCAUCAAACGGGCUCGAUUUCUCCUGAAAAUGCAUACCACUAUCUUUUUGAUUAUUUCCGCCUAAAUGUUUCCCUAGAUGAGCUUAUCAUCAAAUGGCGAUCAAGCGACAAGUAUUUCGACUCCAUUUGCGAUACUUUCGAAGGGAUUAGAAUAUUACGACAAGAUCCACUGCUAACCCUGCUCUCUUUUAUUUGCUCAUCCAACAAUAAUAUCUCGCGUAUUACCAAAAUGGUCCAGUCCUUGCAUGUAAAUUUUGGAACUCCUCUUGAUAGCAAGGAAGCGCUUUCUUUUCCCUUGCUUUCGUAUGCUUUUCCGACAAUUGAUCAACUAUCUGCCGGCAUGGCCACUUUAGAAACUAAAUUGAGAAACUUGGGCUUUGGCUACCGGGCAAGGUUCAUUUCCGAAACAGUCAAAUUGCUUUCCGAACUUGGUGUUUCCGCUCUUUAUCAGCAAAGAGAAUCUUGCUCAUAUGAAAACGUUGUUGCUUUUCUUCUUCAGUUUCCGGGAGUAGGAAGAAAGGUUGCCGAUUGUGUGGCUCUUUUUUCUCUAGAUCGAUUAGAUGCCUUUCCAAUUGAUGUUCACAUGUACAAAUUAGCUUUAAAGAUCUACUUCUGUUCACCGGGUACCUUGAAGAAAUCUACUCUAGCAGAAUCUGAGUAUAAAAAGAUACGCGAACACUUUUGUAACCUAUUUAAAAUUUAUCCUGGAUGGGCCCAAUCUGUCCUUUUUACGUCGCAGUUGAAACGAUUUUCACCAGAAAAUACCAAUUUAUUAAAUAAAUAA
Messenger RNA from Mitosporidium daphniae, 1020 nucleotides. RefSeq lists its product as uncharacterized. The record is from RefSeq and is a predicted model, not a curated record. The transcript is spliced from 2 exons. NCBI's taxonomy places the organism in Eukaryota, Fungi, Microsporidia. Gene Ontology annotation, cellular component: nucleus. Bases 1 to 1020 code for a protein of 339 amino acids. Gene Ontology annotation, molecular function: 8-oxo-7,8-dihydroguanine DNA N-glycosylase activity; damaged DNA binding. Gene Ontology annotation, biological process: nucleotide-excision repair; base-excision repair, AP site formation; base-excision repair.